UCCUCGGCGAGCUCUUCCGGCCACAUAUCGGCCGAGCUCAACUGGAUCUCCAGCCGGGCUCGUGAGUUUGGAGCUGAACUUUGUUCCCACCUAAUAUCUGGGGCUGAUUGGAGCUCCCCUGUCACCCAGCUACACAACCUUGGUCAUGAUGUCACUCAUCCAGCCCUAGCUAAACCUUAUGUUCUCGGCCUCCCUCGUCCUCGCUCGUCCGGGCGUCGUGCGAGAAGAUAUAGCCGAGGGAGGAUGAAUCUGAAGAUGUGGCAGAUGAAUUAUAAAGAUUCAUGUCUGCGCCGAUCAGAUCGAUUCCAUCUGCAUGACAUUUCCUAUCAUCCACACCAGACUGAUUCAACCACUUUACCACUCCCACUACCACAUCAAACCACCUCCAGAACAAGACCACCCCAAAUAAAGACGAGAACACAUCAAAAAAGAUGCCCGUCCCUCGCCCCUCCGCCCUCAUCCUCCUCUACCCGGGCUUCAACACCCUCGACAUCAACGGCCCCUCCGAAAUCUUCUACAACACCGGCAUCACCACCACCCUCACCGCACAAGACGACCUCACCACCUCUCAAGAGCAAAUCACCAUCAAGCGCACCAUCCCCCUCGCCGAGGCCCACCGUCGGCUCGAUGAAUUCGAUCUCCUCGUCAUCCCCGGCUCCCGCUCCCUAGACACGAGCACCUGUCACAACCCGGACAUCCUCGACAUCCUCUCCGCAUUUUCCCGCCUCACCCGCAAGACCUCCUUCUCCUCCCCACUCGCCUCCCCGCUCUCUUCACCCGCCUCCUCACCCGCCUCCUCGUCCUCCUCCCCCUCCCCCACCCGAUCCAACGAGCGCUCCAUCCUCACCGGCGCCAACGCCUCCCACCUCCUCGCACAAGCAGGCCUACUAAACGGCCUCUCCGCAACAGCACACAGACUUGCCCUGCCACAACUGCGCGUCGCCGUCGACGACUACCAGGAGCGGAACUGCAGCGCGAGCGGCACGACAGUCCUGCCGGGGCGGGGGUCCUCGGAGAAGUUGCUUUACGUGGAUGGCGGCGUGACGGGUGAGGGAGUGCGCGUGUUGACUACGACUGGGCCGUCGGGGAUGCUCGAUGCGGCGCUGUAUUUGGUGAUGAGGGUGUUGGGGAAGGCUGAGGCGGAAGAGGCCUCUGCUUUUAUGGGGCAUCCUUGGCAGGUGGAUGAUUAGUUUUCCUCUUCUUCUCGUUUGGUUUUCUUUUUUUUUGUUUUUUCUUUCUGUGAUACCAGCUUCUAUUUGCAAUACUUGAUAUCCAAAUCCAAUGUUCAAUGUGCG
This is a messenger RNA of Aspergillus campestris IBT 28561, 1295 nucleotides long. RefSeq lists its product as uncharacterized. The transcript has a single exon. The coding region runs from base 432 to 1190 and encodes 252 amino acids. NCBI's taxonomy places the organism in Eukaryota, Fungi, Ascomycota, Eurotiomycetes, Eurotiales, Aspergillaceae. The record is from RefSeq and is a predicted model, not a curated record.